CGAUCGCCCAUAGACCCCGCGCCCGGUCUCCGGCCCCGGCCCUUGCCGGGCUCGGCUUGUGCGCGCGCGGCCAUGCAGCGCCGGGGCGCCCUGUUCAGCAUGCCGGGCGGCAGCGGCAGCAGGAAGAUGGCCGCAGGAGACAUCGGCGAGCUGCUGGUGCCCCACAUGCCCACGAUCCGCGUGCCCAGGUCCGGGGACAGGGUCUACAAGAACGAGUGCGCCUUCUCCUACGACUCUCCUAACUCUGAAGGUGGACUCUAUGUAUGCAUGAAUACAUUUUUGGCCUUUGGAAGGGAACAUGUUGAAAGACAUUUUCGAAAAACUGGACAGAGUGUGUACAUGCACCUGAAAAGACACAUGCGAGAGAAGGUAAGAGGGGCAUCUGGUGGAGCUUUACCAAAAAGGAGGAAUUCCAAGAUUUUUUUAGAUCUAGAUACUGAUGAUGAUUUAAAUAGCGACGAUUAUGAAUAUGAAGAUGAAGCCAAACUUGUUAUAUUCCCAGACCACUAUGAAAUAGCACUACCAAAUAUUGAGGAGUUACCAGCCCUGGUAACAAUUGCUUGUGAUGCAGUUCUCAGCUCAAAAUCUCCAUACAGAAAGCAAGACUCAGACACAUGGGAAAGUGAAUUGCCAGUGUCUAAAUAUGCCAAUGACCUCACACAGUUGGAUAAUGGAGUCAGGAUUCCUCCAAGUGGUUGGAAGUGUGCCAGGUGUGACCUGCGAGAGAACCUCUGGUUGAAUCUGACCGAUGGCUCUGUCCUGUGUGGAAAGUGGUUCUUUGACAGCUCCGGGGGGAAUGGGCAUGCACUGGAGCAUUACAGAGACAUGGGUUACCCUCUGGCUGUGAAGCUGGGAACCAUCACCCCUGACGGGGCAGAUGUUUAUUCUUUUCAAGAAGAGGAACCUGUUUUGGAUCCUCAUUUGGCCAAGCACUUGGCGCAUUUUGGAAUCGAUAUGCUUCACAUGCAUGGGACAGAGAACGGGCUGCGGGACAAUGACAUGAAGCUGAGGGUCAGUGAAUGGGAGGUGAUCCAAGAGUCUGGAACGAAGUUGAAGCCCAUGUAUGGCCCAGGGUACACGGGCCUGAAGAACCUGGGCAACAGCUGCUAUCUCAGUUCUGUCAUGCAGGCCAUCUUCAGCAUCCCAGAGUUCCAGAGAGCGUAUGUAGGAAACCUUCCAAGAAUCUUUGACUACUCGCCUUUAGAUCCAACACAGGAUUUCAACACACAAAUGACUAAGCUAGGACAUGGACUUCUCUCAGGCCAGUAUUCAAAACCCCCAGUGAAAUCUGAGCUCAUUGAGCAAGUGAUGAAGGAGGAGUACAAGCCUCAACAGAAUGGGAUCUCUCCACGUAUGUUUAAAGCCUUUGUCAGCAAGAGCCACCCAGAAUUCUCUUCCAACAGACAGCAAGAUGCUCAGGAGUUUUUCUUGCACUUGGUGAAUCUUGUAGAGAGGAACCGCAUUGGCUCAGAAAAUCCAAGUGAUGUUUUUCGAUUUUUGGUGGAAGAACGAAUUCAGUGCUGUCAGACUCGGAAAGUUCGCUACACAGAGAGGGUGGACUACUUGAUGCAGUUACCAGUGGCUAUGGAGGCAGCAACCAACAAGGAUGAAUUGAUUGCCUAUGAAUUAACAAGAAGAGAAGCAGAAGCUAAUAGAAGACCCCUGCCUGAGUUGGUGCAUGCCAAAAUACCAUUCAGUGCUUGCCUUCAAGCCUUUUCUGAGCCAGAAAAUGUUGACGAUUUUUGGAGCAGUGCCCUCCAAGCCAAGUCUGCUGGUGUGAAAACAUCUCGCUUUGCCUCAUUCCCUGAAUACUUGGUAGUGCAGAUAAAGAAGUUCACUUUUGGUCUUGACUGGGUUCCAAAAAAAUUUGACGUUUCUAUUGAUAUGCCAGACCUACUUGAUAUCAACCAUCUCCGAGCCAGGGGGUUACAGCCAGGAGAGGAGGAACUUCCAGACAUUAGCCCCCCCAUUGUCAUUCCUGAAGACUCGAAAGAUCGCCUGAUGAACCAGUUGAUAGACCCCUCAGACAUCGACGAGUCAUCAGUGAUGCAGCUGGCCGAGAUGGGCUUUCCUCUAGAAGCAUGUCGGAAGGCUGUGUACUUCACUGGAAAUAUGGGAGCUGAAGUCGCCUUCAACUGGAUCAUUGUUCACAUGGAAGAGCCAGAUUUUGCUGAACCACUGACAAUGCCUGGCUAUGGAGGAGCAGCAUCUGCUGGGGCUUCUGUCUUUGGUGCUACUGCAUUGGAUAACCAACCUCCAGAGGAAAUCAUAGCUAUCAUUACCUCCAUGGGAUUCCAGCGGAAUCAGGCUGUGCAGGCACUAAAAGCAACAAAUAAUAACCUGGAAAGAGCACUGGAUUGGAUCUUUAGCCACCCUGAGUUUGAAGAGGACAGUGACUUUGUGAUUGAGCUCGAGAAUAAUGCCAAUGCUAACAUCAUCUCUGAGGCUAAACCAGAAGGACCUAGAGUCAAGGAUGGAUCUGGAAUGUAUGAAUUAUUUGCAUUCAUCAGCCACAUGGGAACUUCUACGAUGAGUGGGCAUUAUGUUUGCCAUAUCAAAAAGGAGGGAAGAUGGGUGAUCUACAAUGACCACAAAGUUUGUGCCUCUGAAAGACCUCCUAAAGACCUUGGUUACAUGUACUUUUACCGCAGGAUACCAAGCUAAACCUCGGACAUAUAAGUUGGCGAGCAGAAGUCAUACACCUUUUUAGUUUGCCAAAAA
Messenger RNA from Dipodomys ordii (Ord's kangaroo rat), 2721 nucleotides. RefSeq names its product ubiquitin specific peptidase 13 (isopeptidase T-3) (gene Usp13). Bases 73 to 2664 code for a protein of 863 amino acids. The record is from RefSeq and is a predicted model, not a curated record. Gene Ontology annotation, biological process: protein deubiquitination. Gene Ontology annotation, molecular function: cysteine-type deubiquitinase activity; zinc ion binding; protein binding. The transcript has 21 exons. Lineage: Eukaryota; Metazoa; Chordata; Mammalia; Rodentia; Heteromyidae.